UAUUAUGAGAGACCUUGACCUGUUGUGUCCAAGACAGGUUAUUACAAGCAGCUGUGCAGCUGGCCCACCUUUAGAAAUCAGCAGUGAGAUCACUUCUGGGAAUUGAGAUCAAGAUAAUGUACCUAUGUGAUGCAGGGUGAAAGCCAGUGAGUGUGUGAGAUAAGAAAAUAAAAGUUCUGUUCUCAUUACUUCCAGAAUAAAUCCCAGUAUUCAGAUCCACUAGGAGCUGUUUUUUACUCUCAGCUGUGACAUCUCUUUUCAUGAAAAAAAGUAUACUGGUUUUUCAAUAGUACCUAGUGCUGGUACAAGAAUUCCAGCAGUGUUCAGUAGAAAACCUAUUUGUGCUGAAACUGUUACUAGUAAUAUAAAAGAUGUUUAUAUUUUUAGAUAAGUAAAUUUAAGCUACUGACACAGUUUAAUUAAUGCCUUUAAUAGUGGGAUUAGCAAGAAAGUUUUGUGUUGUUCAUAUUUUGGCUCAAAACCAAAAGAAUAAGGUCAAAAACGUUUUUUGUUUUGUUGAAAGGGGUGUGAAAACAGUGAACGGGAUAUUCACAAGAUGUAGUUACAAAUCUGAGUUACAUAACAACCAUUUUAAUUAGUGGAGCAAUUCAUUAUAGGAAUACGGUUGUAGUAACUGUGAAGUGUUUUUGUUUCCAUUUGCUCUUAUAUAAAAAAAUGAUAGAUACUCAAAGAGUCUGACUGUAAAAAUAAUUAUUGAUCUCUUCUUCGAAAUUAGGAUGUACAGAAUAGUCUUUUAAAAAAGCAUAAUUUUCAAAACAUCAAAAGAUUUGGAUGAAAAUCUGUAGAACAGCUUGUAAAAUAAAAUACGUACCAGGUCGAGAUUCCUAACAUACAUUGUCUGUGUUGCAGAGGACAACAGUCUCAUACCCUGAAGACAGGUAAAAAACGUUCUCUGUAUCAUAUCACUAAAUUACUAAAUUGAAAUACAAGCAAAAGAAAAUAUUGUUAUGUAAUUGAUCAUCUUCAUUACAAAGCGAUGAUGUCAUCAGAGUUUACAUACAGAAAGUGUCAUUCUUUAAAGGGAAAAGAAUGAAGUUAUAAAUCAUCAAGUUCCAGGAUUAGUCUUGGAGAAGCUAACUUUCACUAGGAACAAGGACUGGAUCAUACACAGUGUUAUUUGGCCUACCAUUGCUGCUAUUGCCAGUUUUACUCAAAGAAUUUUUUCUAACAUCACAGUGAAGUCAGAGAGUUUUUUUCAUCCUGCACCUAGUUUCAAUAUUAUCAGGCCUCAUAAAGUGUGAAGUAGAGACAGUAAAGUUCCCUUUUGUCCUUGUGGCUGGUAAGGAUUGAAGAAAGCAGUGCAAGGGUUUGCAUGCCCUUUCUAGAUGCAUGAUGACAUUCAAGAAUCCCUCAAAUACCAACAUGAGAUCCCUGUAUGUCCAGUACUGCAGCCCAGUAUUAGAAUUUCCAUGAAAAGCUUGACAGAUAGCAGAGGUAAAGAAGCAGCAGGUGUCUGUGGAAAGAGCAGCAACCUGUUGUUUUGAGCUUAAGUGGGGAGGUUUUGGCAAUUAGGUGGGAGAGGUGGCCUCUGAGAGUGGUAAAUUUUAGAAUGAAAAUGGAGAAGAGAAUAUAAAUAGUUGAAAUGAUACUAAGUGCUGGUAAUAUCAAUGAAUGACGAUUCUUGGAGGUAGGAAUACUGGGAGGAAGAUGGUUUAUAUGUGGUGAGAUACUGUGGCCCAGAAGUCAGCAACAAUGCGUAUACUUGAAGUCAAAUUAUGUUAAAUGUUGGGGACAUCAUGUAAUCAUGUAAGGAAUAGUCUUCAAAGUACUGCUGGGAGAAGUAGCCCUCUCAGAUGAUGACUCUUCUCAAAGUUGCCUCUGAAAUAAGUUGUAGAAUAAUUUUGCUCAAGUUGCAGGAAGAUUUUUUUUGUCCCUAACUUUGGUCAUUUUUUUUAUUUCCAUCCUCUUUCUUCCAAAGUCUCUUUCUGUCAUUAGCCCCCAUUCUUUCUAUGGUCCCACUUUAGAUCCCUUCUAAAUGCAGAGAAGAGUAAUACUGCCUGAGAAAGGAAAGGGAAACCUUACCUCCUGUUAAUUUACUAAACUGUCCCAGUGCCAGGGCAGCAGAGGGAGAUUAAAGCAGGGAAGCGCCUGCCAUUUCCAAGCACAGAUUGAACAGGAGGGGGUAGGGAGUCUCUGGUUACACUCUCCCUACUCUGUCUUUCCCUCACCAGUAACCUUCUCUCCCAGGGUGCACUGUGGGAUUUUAGCUGAAGCCUUGUGUCUGCUGCACUCCAUGAUUUUGCAGUGGAGAGCAGAAGGGAAGACGUUGCCCUGAACAUCCCUUGCUCCACAAAGGUUGUCUCUGGGGAUAUGACUAGGGAGGCCUCUCCAACAAAAGUAUUGCGAUACCAACAAACUCUGCUUUAUGGACAAUACACAGACCAGAUAACUGACUUUGCUGAGAAGGAAGCAGCAAAACUACUGAAUACAAAGCAGGCCCAAAAGAACAACGAAAGACCCCUGAAACGUGAGAGUCAAGUAGAGAUAAAAGAAGAGCGCUAUUCCAAAUGCCAAGACUGUGCUAGACGCAUCCAGAAAUAUGUCACCAGGAAACUUGGAGAAGACUGGAUUUUCUUGGUUCUGUUGGGUUUGGUCAUGGCGUUGGUGAGCUGGGGAAUGGAUUAUGCCAGUGCAAAGAGUCUACAGGCCUACAAGUGGAUGUACAGAGAGCUGCACCCGAAUGUUCCUUUGCAGUAUCUGGUGUGGGUAUCAUACCCACUUGUUCUCAUACUGUUUGCAGCCGUCUUCUGCCACCUCGUCUCUCCACAGGCUGUUGGGUCUGGGAUCCCAGAACUCAAGACAAUUAUGAGGGGAGUGGUCCUCAAGGAAUAUCUCACUCUCCAAGCAUUUGUGGCCAAAGUUGUGGGCCUCACAGCAGGGCUUGGAAGUGGCAUGCCUGUAGGGAAAGAGGGCCCUUUUGUGCAUAUUGCCAGUAUCUGUGCUGCAGUGCUCAGCAAGUUUAUGUCAAUUUUCUGUGGUGUAUACGAGCAUGCCUUUCUCUGGCUGCCCUCUCUGUUCCAGAAAGAGCACAGGCAGCUCGGCCUCCUGGUGAUGGCUUGCUCAGUUGGAGCUGGAUGUUGCUUCGGGGCUCUUCUUGGAGGGGUCCUUUUCAGCAUUGAAGUCACUUCCACUUACUUUGCUGUGCGUAAUUAUUGGAGAGGUUUCUUUGCAGCUACCUUUAGUGCCUUCAUUUUCCGAGUCCUUGCUGUUUGGAACAAGGAUGCAGUUACCAUCACAGCACUGUUCAGAACUAACUUUCGCAUGGAUUUCCCCUUUGAUCUGCAAGAGCUGCCAGCAUUUGCUGUAAUAGGGAUAUGUUCAGGAUUCCUUGGAGCAUUUUUUGUUUAUCUCAAUCGUCAAGUGGUGCUGUGCGUCCGGCGUCUUACAGCUCUAAGCCAGUUUCUCACCAAGUACUUCCUCAUAUACCCUGGGUUCAUAACCUUCUUUAUAGCAUCCGUGACCUUCCCUCUGGGGUUUGGGCAGUUCAUGGCAGGAGAGUUGAUGCCACGGGAAGCCAUCAGCUCUCUCUUUGAUAACUACACCUGGGCAAAAUACACAGGAGACCCUCAGAUCCUAGGAAAAUCUGCUGCCUGGAUCCACCCCAAAGUCAGUGUCUUCAUCAUCAUCCUGCUUUUCUUUCUCAUGAAGUUCUGGAUGUCUGUCAUCGCUACCACGAUGCCAAUCCCCUGUGGAGGCUUCAUGCCUGUUUUUGUUCUAGGUGCUGCAUUUGGACGCCUUAUUGGAGAAAUCAUGGCAUCUCUCUUUCCAGAUGGGAUCCUCUUUGAUGGUAUUGUUUACAAAAUCUUACCUGGAGGGUAUGCUGUCAUUGGUGCAGCAGCUCUGACAGGAGCAGUGAGCCACACUGUAUCCACUGCGGUGAUCUGCUUUGAGCUGACAGGUCAAAUUGCCCACAUCCUGCCCAUGAUGGUAGCUGUCAUUCUUGCCAACAUGGUGGCCCAGAGUCUGCAACCCAGCCUCUAUGAUAGCAUCAUCCAGGUGAAGAAGUUGCCCUACCUGCCAGAUCUGGGCUGGAAUCAUAUAAGCAAAUACAAUAUCUUUGUUGAAGAUAUUAUGGUCCAAGAUGUGAAAUUUGUCUCCUCCAACUGUAAAUAUCGAGAUUUGCAAACUCUACUCCAAAGCACCACUGUUAAGACUUUGCCUUUGGUGGACUCACCAGAGACCAUGAUCCUUCUGGGGUCUGUAGAACGAUCCGAUCUGCAGGCACUCCUCCAGAGACACAUCAGCCCAGAACGGCGACGGUGCCUCAACAAACAAAUGCAGCAGAAGCUGGCUGAGGCACCUUAUGAUGGACACAGCAAGGGAUCAGGAGCAAUGCUGCCAAAGCUGAAGCAUGAAUCUUUCGUUUAUGUUGAUGAGGAUGAUGAUACAGAUGAGAAGGCAGAGCAGCCUCAGCCACCAAGCCCCUCUCCUAGUCACCCAGAGGAGCCCAAUGGCCCAACAAAUCCUCUUAAACAAACGCCUGAAAUUUUGGAGCCACAGCAAUUCUCAGACAGUUUCCGGAAUUUGAGGCAACUGUUCCAGCAGCUCUUGUGCCCUUACAACCGUCGACCUGAAACACAGAGUGCUGUCCAGGAGCCAGUGGAAGUCAUUGAGACAAUGACACCAGAAGAGAUAGAUGCUUGGGAACAAGAGGAGCUGGAAAAGGAUGUGUGCUUUGAAUGCUGCCGCAUAGACCCUUCCCCUUUCCAACUGGUGGAGAGAACCUCUCUGCACAAGACGCAUACGUUGUUUUCACUACUGGGCCUCAGCCAUGCCUAUGUAACCAGUAUGGGAAAGCUGAAGGGAGUGCUGGCUUUGGAAGAGCUUCAAAAGGCAAUAGAGGGCUCCACACGCUCCGGAGUUCGCCUCCGCCCUCCCCUUGCCAGUUUCCGUGACACAAACAGGACUUCAAUCAGCAGUGAAAAGGUCAGCCAGGGUGCUCAGGUGUGGAGCCAGCAGGACAGCAGCGUGGUGGCAGCGCAGCAAGCAGCAGACUUGGGGACAAAGAGCACACUGCCUCUGCACUCACUCUCUCCACAGCCCUCUCACUUACAUGAUGAAGGGGAAGGCCUGUGCUCCAAUUAUGCCACCGAUACCGAGUUGGAAGAGAUGGAGCUGACAGGACCAGUUAAUGAAAACAUCUCAGACAUCUUGAAGGACAUCAGCCUACACACCACUGAUCUGGAUGAAGAUGAGGAUGAAGAUGUCCCGUUAUAGGUGGUGUGAGGGCAUAGACCAUCGUGUUGAGCCAGUCUUGCGUAUGCUCCUCACAGCUUUUGGAUGCUCUUUGCAAACCCCAUAGAGAAUUGAUUCAGUUGGGGGAAGGAACAUAGGACUUAACCUUUUUUUCUUCUGCUUUAUAUACAAAUAUCAGUUGGGUUAUUGAGCUGUGUACAGGAGUCAGAUGUAGUCUGCAAGGUGACUGAGGGCAGGCUCAUAAUGUUAAAGGCCUCUGCUUUCACUUGUGGUGAGCAAGUGUCUACAUAACAUGUCAGAAAGGAUCAUAAGAGGGCAUGAAUAUUACUGGACAUAAUCAGGAUGCCCUCGGUCAAUCCUCCAUAUAUAAAGUGGAGGGGGUGCAAAUCUUCUCCACUGGUGUCAUCCUUAUAGUCACACCUGACAUGCAGGCACCAGUGCAAACCUGACCUCCAGCCAAGAAGUGUACUGCUGCUUCUGUCUGCAGUCCUGUCUAUGUUGCUCCUUUUGGCUAGCUCUUAACUUGCACCCCCCAAAACAUUCCCAUCUAGAACAUUUUUCCUCUUUCUUAAUUUUUACUCUGGGAUCUUCCUGGGUGGAAUUGCAGUUAGAUGUUUCUCCACUGACCUUUAGCAGAGCCAUACCCUAAAAUCAGGUGAAAGGAAGGAAAAUCCUUGGUCUACAUUUCAUGUCUUGAAUUCAGCCAGGGCUCAAAGAAAAGCACUGAAAGUGAGGAAAGCCUCUGUCUUCCCAUCUCUAGAAUUUUUAAACAGAAUGUGAAAACCCUAAAUGGGGGCAUCCUCUGUUGGAGGGAGAGGAGUAAAACAUCAUGUACGCGCCUGAACAACUGUCAACUGUGUCUCUCAAAACCACUGUUGGAAUUUUUACAAAGUUAUAGUCUUAAAAUACAAGAACUUAAAAUUAAAAAAAAAAAAAAAAAAAUUAAAAAAAUGGAGUACCAAGAAAUACAGGAGAGGGAAUCAUUUUCUAUGCUUUGGAAACAGGUUCAUCAAUAAAACUCAUGCUCUUUUUCCUGAUAAUUCUGCUCUAUUUAUUUUCCACAUAUUUCUGCAUGUCAUAGAUCAGAGAAUUCUAGCUCCCACUUUCCCCUGUGUCUCCAGUGACUAGAAGUAGAGACUACAGCCCUUGUCUACAGCAUCCCUCUAUUCCAGAUGUAGAUCUGAAGGAGAUCUUGAUCUGUAUCUUGCAAAGAGAUGUCUCAUAACUUCAUGUCAUGGAUGCAAAACCAUAGUAUCCAAGGGUAAGAUGUUGCUUUAACUCACUGUCCUUGUGGGGUUUUCUCAGUAAACAUGCAGAAUUCGAUUUGGCCUAUUCUGCAGCUUUUCUCUAACAUUCUCUUUCUCUUUCCAUCAUACUUUCAGUGUGUCAAAACACUUAGAUGUGAUCCCAAGUAGGCUACUGGAUGUGUUUUCACUUAUCAGCAACACAGAAAAAAUUCAGGCUCUGAGAACAUAUUCUUGGGAAUAUUCUCCUGGAUUUUGAGCCACAUCCCUUUCCUUGAUAUUUAUAAAGCAUUAUCUGACUUAGAAUGACCAGUUUCACCUCAAUGGAUGGUCUUCCAUAAGCUGUCUCAAAAGUAAGUAGAAAAGACAGUUACCUCAAACCUAGUCUCCCUAGGAAAAUUCCCUUCUGGCCUUAAUUCCAAGGACUGACCUUGUACUAAUUCACUCUUCUGAUACUCGUGGAUGGAGAAGUCUGGUAGAAUGAAAUCUCUUAGAGUCUCUUGGAGAGGGAGAGAUUUGCUUUCGUUCUCUGAACUGAAGAGCUCAAUAGCCUACUCUGUAUUCUUUUACAUGAUCCCUCUGUUUGUGCUACCUAGGGACAGCCUUUCUUUGUCUGAAGUGAUCUUCAAAGAUCACUCCUUUGAGGGCCACCCUGUCCUUGAGAGAAGCCAGUUGCAAUGUGAAGGCAAGUCUUUAACUCGCACCUACCUCCACCUGAGGUUUGGGGCAUAUUUCUGACAGCCAAGCAUUAGAAAACAGCCUGUAGUUGCUACUUUUGUGCCACCUUCCCCUGUUUGCAAAGAAGAGAUAAUACAACCGCUAUUUUUCCCAGGUAACUGUGAUACACCUUGGUAUAAGCAGAGAGAAAUAACAUUCCUUUUAAAUAUCCAUAAAUGCACAGUGAGUAGUAAUAUUCUGAGACCAAUUAUGACCUGAAGGUCCAUGUAUCCUCAGGAAGGACAAGUUGCUCCGAUUCAGCCCUUUCCAGCAAGUACAGAUUUGGUUCUACCACAUUUUGCUUAGUGAAACUACUGCACUGAGAUAAGAUGGAGAAAUUUAGAGGCUGGAGUCAGUGCAUCUCUGCUGCUUCUAGAAUACAGAUACAUGUUCUGCUCCCCCACUUCUCCUGUAGUGUAUUAGAAGAACAUGGAUUUGACUGGAUGGGAGAGCAGAUGGAAUCUAAAUCAAAGUCAGAGAGUGCAUGAGUCACGACAGACAGGUUGUGAGCUGGGGGAGAUGAAGCUGGAACAAAAAACCAUGCACAUGGAAGGGCUUGGGAAGCUCACAGUAAGAAGCUAACCCGAAAAGUUUCAAGAGAUUUGUUACAUGAGGGUACAAGGGCAUAUACACACAUGCCUGCACAAACACACACAUGUAUCUCUCUUCCUGUUACUGUUAGCUGUCUCAGAGUAACUUUGAUGAACUGGAAUGCUCUCUGUGGGGAAGCAGUAAGCAGUAAGAUGCAUGUUUUUACUGCUGCUUUUGGAGACAUCGCUCAAGAUCCAUUCCAGAUAUGUCCUCACCCUUCGAGCAGAAGUGGUAUUCAUCUGUGUCCCUUUCUGAGAAAAAUUAUGCCUACAUGAAUAUGGACUGGGAGCCAGGAGGAAACAAAAAAACAUACUGCAAAGAUGACCUGUGAU
This is a messenger RNA of Centrocercus urophasianus (Greater sage-grouse), 8101 nucleotides long. RefSeq names its product chloride voltage-gated channel 1 (gene CLCN1). The coding region runs from base 2332 to 5238 and encodes 968 amino acids. Gene Ontology annotation, biological process: chloride transport; transmembrane transport. The transcript has 23 exons. Gene Ontology annotation, cellular component: membrane. NCBI's taxonomy places the organism in Eukaryota, Metazoa, Chordata, Aves, Galliformes, Phasianidae. Gene Ontology annotation, molecular function: voltage-gated chloride channel activity. The record is from RefSeq and is a predicted model, not a curated record.